Molecule: messenger RNA, 354 nt
Organism: Tupaia belangeri chinensis (Chinese tree shrew)
Lineage: Eukaryota; Metazoa; Chordata; Mammalia; Scandentia; Tupaiidae
Product: ragulator complex protein LAMTOR3-like
Exons: 2
Coding region: 1-354 (117 amino acids)
Biological process (GO): cellular response to amino acid stimulus; positive regulation of TOR signaling
Cellular component (GO): Ragulator complex
Source: RefSeq, a predicted model, not a curated record
AUGGCAGAUGACCUAAAGCGACUCCUGUAUAAAAAGUUGCCUAGUGUUGAAGGGCUCCAUGUUAUCGUUGUCGUGUCAGAUCGAGAUAGAGUACCUGUUAUUAAAGUGGCCAACAGCAAUGCUCCAGAGCAUGUGUUAUGGCCUGGCUUCUUGUCUACUUUUGCCCUCGCAACAGACCUAGGGAGCAAACUGGGACUUUCAAAGAACAAAAGUAUCAUCUGUUACUAUAACACCUACCAGGUGGUUCAAUUCAAUCGCUUACCUUUGGUGGUGAGUUUCAUAGCCAGCAGCAAUGCCAAUACGGGACUUACUGUCAGCCUAGAAAAGAACUUGCUCCAUUAUUUGAAGGCUUGA